This is a messenger RNA of Orycteropus afer afer, 1095 nucleotides long. It is a transcript of the gene FOXH1, whose product is annotated as forkhead box H1. Gene Ontology annotation, molecular function: sequence-specific DNA binding; DNA-binding transcription factor activity. The transcript has 3 exons. Bases 1 to 1095 code for a protein of 364 amino acids. The record is from RefSeq and is a predicted model, not a curated record. Gene Ontology annotation, biological process: regulation of DNA-templated transcription. Lineage: Eukaryota; Metazoa; Chordata; Mammalia; Tubulidentata; Orycteropodidae.
AUGGGGCCCUGCAGAGACCCUUGCCCAGGUCCGCCGGGGGCGGAGUCCCCCUCCCAGCCUCCCAAGAGGAGAAAGAAAAGAUACCUGCGUCAUGACAAGCCCCCCUACACCUACUUGGCCAUGAUCGCCUUGGUGAUCCAGGCCGCACCCUCACGGAGGCUGAAGCUGGCACAGAUCAUCCGACAGGUCCAGGCUGUGUUCCCCUUCUUCAGGGAUGACUACGUGGGCUGGAAGGAUUCCAUCCGCCACAACCUUUCCUCCAACCCAUGUUUCCAAAAGGUGCCCAAGGACCCUGCGAAGCCACAGGCCAAGGGCAACUUCUGGGCGGUCGACGUGAGCCUGAUCCCAGCUGAGGCGCUGCGGCUACAGAACACGGCUCUGUGCCGGCGCUGGCAGAGCAGGGGCGCUCACGGCGUCUUUGCCCAGGACCUGGGUCCCUAUGUCCUACACGGCAGGCCCUACCAGCCGCCCAGUCCCCCACCGGCACCCAGGGAGGGCUUCAGCAUCAAGUCCCUACUAGGGGGCCCUGGGGAGGAGCCACCUUGGCCCCAGCCUCCAAAGAAAAGUCCAUCUCCAGCCAGCGUGGGGUGCACCGGGGAGGAGGGGGUGCCCACUGCACCCCUGCCUUCCUCGGAGAGGCCUCUGUGGCCUCUGUGCCCACUCCCUGGGCCCACAAGAGGUGAGGGGGAGACGUCCCAGGGGGAGACCACCAGGCCCUCCCCCCUCCCCCCAGAGUGCGGGGCCUGGCCCCUCCAUCUCUUGCAGGCUAGUCCAGACACUCGGGAACUGUCUGGCGGGGGACACAGAGCCCCACUCUGGGGGCAACUGCCCACCUCUUACUUGCCCAUCUAUACCCCCAAUGUGGUAAUGCCCUUGGCCCCCCUACCACCCACCUCCUGCCCCCAGUGCCCACCUGCAGCCAGCCCAGCCUACUGGGGGGUGGCCCCUGAAGCCCAAGGGCCCUCAGGGCUGCUCUGGGAUCUGGAUGCCCUCUUCCAGGGGGUGCCUCCCAACAAGAGCAUUUAUGACGUGUGGGUCAGCCACCCUCGUGACCUGAGUGCCCCAGGCUGGCUGCUCUCCUGGUACAGUCUGUGA